CCGCUGAGUGUGGUGUACGAGAGGAAUGCUGGUUAGUGGGCCCCUGUGCACUCGGCUGCCCCCAGGGUACCUGUAUUGACCGUGUUGACACCAUCAAGUACCGACAAAAGAUCGUGAGGGGUCGACGGAAGCUAGAGAGGAGACUGUGGACGCCCCAAACCAGUGCAGUACGUUGGUGCGCUGGACACACUAUUUCAACAGCACUGUGCUCUAAGCUGCACUCUCCUCCCCUUUCUCAAGGUCUCGCUUUCAGUCGAGGGAGCAAAGUCCAAGAGAUCUAAUCUACUAGGGCUGGGGCUCAGCUCCUUCCAGACCAGACCAGGGUUAAACGGAAGCAGUGCGUGGUACACGAAGGUGAACUCUACCGCUGUGAUAUGUCACUAGCUCGCUGUGCCGCAAAAAGCACAAGCCGCUAUAGUUAGCUUGCACUCUAGAUUUCGGUAAGGUGCAGGAUCUUUGCACUGAGCAAUCGUGCCACUAUGUGAGAGUGUCAGUCGCUAGACGAUAGUCGACGACAGUUGAGCGUAGGUCUACGCUGCUGUGCUGUGCGAGCGGAAAGUCUGGAGAGUGGAAUUGAAACUGGUGCAUCCCACGCAGUCGUCAGUAUCUAUAUCAGGGAACAGUGUUACCAUCGCGAGAGACUGCGAGAGCGAGCGAGAGAGACAGUGCAGGUGUGUACAUGUAUGCGUGUAUUUGUGUGCGAGCGCCUAACACGUUACUCUCGGGCUCAGGGUUCAAAGAUCAAACCUCAUCUACUUGGUUCAUUCCCGCCAAGUGCGCAGAUCAUAACUGAGCGCUGGUGUGUUAGUUGAGCACAACUGAACUUCAAAGUUCAAUCUAAAGUUACUUUGCUACCUUAUAAUUACCGUGCUACUGGUCAGCAUGAUCCAAUGAUUCUCAGGACGAAUCAUGGAAGAGAUGCACUAUACUAGCGCGUGGUGAACUGAACUGGCACGCAACACAUAUUUGGAUUAGAACUGAUCUUCUGUCCCGACAUCAUGCUGAGGAAGAGUAGCAGCUUGCAGAAUUCCCAUGGAAUGUUGUUGCCGAACAGAAGGUGCGUGAUGGCGGUCUCUCGAGCUCUGGCGAUAUUCGCCCUGAUAGCCACAUCACUUCCACGCACGGCAAACGCAGCAUCCAAGUGUCCAGCUGGCUUGCUGCACUAUGCAGUAACCGGGGAUUGCUUGGACAUGGAUGAAUGUGCAUCCUCAAAUACACGACUGUGUGCUGAGCGUGCGGUCUGCAUCAAUACACAUGGGUCCUACGAAUGCAAGUGCAACGAUGGCUUCCGCGGCCAUGGUCGCGUGGAGUGUCUCAAUAUCAAUGAGUGUGAGGAGAGGCUGCACACUUGCCAUCAGAACGCUGAGUGUACGGACACGGUGGGGAGUUACACGUGUGCAUGCCAACCUGGUUACUAUGGAGACGGGUCCCACUGUGCUGAUAAGGAUGAGUGUAGUAUGAGUGUUGAGGAGGUGGUGCAGGACCACCCCGAUCACUCGUACCUACUGGAGCGCAAUCACAGUCACGUGUGUCGUCGUCAUGCCGACUGCGUCAACAACGACGGCAGCUACGCAUGUUUAUGUAGGCUGGGAUACCAUGGCGACGGCCAUCUUGCUUGCCAUGACAACGAUGAGUGUGCAGCAGCAGAGGAUGGAGGGGAGGUCCCGUGUGACGACCUGGCUACCUGUAAAAACACGGACGGUUCUUAUGACUGCACGUGUCAUGAGGGUUACAGUGGGGAUGGUCGACAAUGCACUGAUGUGGAUGAGUGCAGUGUGGGUGAGUACGACUGUCAUCAGUUUGCUGAGUGCGUCAACACCGUGGGUUCGUACGAAUGCAAUUGCACCGAUGGAUUUGCGGGUAACGGCUCACACUGUUCAGACGUGGACGAAUGCUCCGAGUCUGGAGACGACGUGUGCCCGGAACACGCACACUGCGCCAACACCGACGGCUCCUUCGACUGCUUCUGCGCGCCCGGGUACGCACGGCAGGCGAACGGCAGCUGCUCGGAUCAGGACGAGUGUGCGGAGCGAACACACAGGUGCUCGCCGCACGCCACCUGCGAGAACGCGUCGCCAUGGUACCGAUGUCAGUGCCGCGCCGGGUUUAUCGGCGAUGGUUACGUUUGCCACGACAACAAUGAAUGUCUGAACAACAACCAUCAUUGUCACGCCAACGCCAAUUGUACAAACGUUAUAGGAUCGUUCAUGUGUCAGUGCAACAGCGGGUAUGAUGGCAAUGGAGAGGAAUGUCAGGAUGUGAACGAGUGCGAGAAGUGGACGCACAAAUGCAGAGGGAACACGGCGUGCAGGAAUACCCACGGUGCGUACGAGUGUUUGUGCCUCCCCGGCUAUGCACGCAACGCCGUCACCCGGCUGUGUGACGACAGGGAUGAGUGCACUGAUGCCGGCGGCCUCCAUGCUUGCCAUGACAACGCCACCUGUGUCAACACCCCGGGAAGCUACAGGUGCGAGUGUUUUCCCGGACACGAGGGAGAUGGAACUUCCUGCAUGGAAUUGACAUCAAGUGAUGAGCUGGACUCUCUCCUUCAGCUUCCUUUUGAUCUUGACAAGGCAGCAGGGAGAAUCGCAAGCAUUUCCCUAGAUUUGGAUGCUUCCACAGCCGAUGAAGAAGUUGUCAACAAAAUUGCGAAUAUCAUGGAGAAAAUGGUGGUGGGUCUGACGAAGGCCACAACAGAAAUUCAGAAAGGGACAAUGGAGAACAUUCUGCAGACGGUCAGUAACCUGGAGGAGAAUGCACCUACAACAUUGCAAGCUAGAGAGAGCAAUCGGAAGAACAACGAAAGGUUGCUGGGUAGCCUGGACAGAUUGAACCAGCUACAGCCAUUCAAGGGUGGCAAGGCUAACAAGAGCAAAGGGCACAUCAGCCUACUGGCGUCCACCUCCAUCACGCUUGGCGUGGCAGACUUCAGCGAAGAGGAAGAAGAGGAUCUGAAUGGCCGGAUCAUGUUCGGAUCGCGAUUGCAGCAUUCGCGCUCACGGCGAAGCAGUGGUUACCAGGAAGAGCUCGACGGCAUACUGGAAGGAGCAAACGGAGAGCGCAUGGGUGAGCCGUAUCACAUCACGGUCAGAGAAGAUGUGCCAUCGUCUCAGCCAGGGCAGGACGAUCAAGUUCUUGGUGGUCAGCUCCUCGCGGACAAUGUGGAGAUCAGUCUACACAAAGACGUCCUUCGCCAGGCGACAUGUCUGCACAGCCAUGGCACACAUCUAGCCUGUCCCAAACGUGUCAUGUUUGCCAUACACAACAGAGGAGGACUUUUCCAGGAGCAACAGCAACGGAAAGAGCAACGAGAGCAGCGCGACGUGGACAACGCUGCAACUGCAACAUCUGACGAGGAACGCGCGGAGGAGCUCGAGGAGGAGGUGGAGAAGGAAGAGGAGCGGCAGGUCACCAGCCCUGUCAUAUCGGCGCGUAUCUACGACCUUGAGAGUGUGGAGCUCCAGCAUGCUGCCAAUGUUACGUUCAGCAUCCCUGAUGGAAACCCAGCAAACAUUGAGGACACAAAGUUGGUGUGUGCCUUCUGGAACUUCUCCUUCAAUGGUGGUCUAGGUGGAUGGAGCAGCAAAGGUUGCGUGUUGGCAGAGGUAACAAGCAAACGAGUCAACGGUCGCCAUGGCACCGAGAUCCGCUGCUCCUGCAAUCACCUGACCAACUUUGCGUUACUGCUGUCCAAGAAACCACUCAGCUCUGGCAGGGGAAUAACUAUAGCUUCCUACAUCGGAUGUUCUCUAUCAAUACUGGGAUUGCUAUUGACACUCAUAGCCCAUGUCUUCUUCAGGGGUUUCCGCAAGAUGGUGUCGAACCAGAUCAUCGCGGGCAUCAGCCUGUCACUGCUGCUGCUUCUCGUAUUCUUCAUGCUCGCAACCAGCAAGUACUUCAUGAGAUCGUAUUCCGUCUGCGUGUUCGGCUCGAUGGCCAUACAUUUCUUCUUACUGAGUGCCUUCUGCUGGAUGGCUGUCGGUGGAUAUAAUCUGUACAUUCAGCUGAUCAAGGUUUUCAAGCGCAGCACUGGAUCAAACUUUCUCAUCAAGGCAAUGGUAUUUUCCUAUGGUGUGCCUGGCGUUAUACUGGGCAUCACGGCUGGAACAGCCCUGGACAGUUACACUGAUGGAUCAAGGUGUCGUCUCCAUGGCUAUGCAUUCUACUUUGCAAUGGUGGCGCCGCUGUGCCUACUAUUGCUGUGCAAUUUCGUUGUGUUUGCCCUGCUGGCGUGGAGCAUGGCCACCGUGAAGACCGUGGCAUCGCAGUCCACCAAGAAGAAGCGCAAGACACGCCUGAGAUCCUACGUCGGUCUCACCACGCUCCUGGGCUUAACCUGGGCGAGUGGACUGCUGCUGUUGGCGUCGUCACACCCGGCUAUACAAUGGAUAUUUGUCAUACUGGUCAGCACGCAGGGCUUCUUCAUAUUCGUGCUGCAGAUCGCCACGCAUCGCCUGGUCACGCGCCACCUCAGCUCCAAGCCGGCGCGCAGCUUCCAGCACAAGCUCUCCACGCCGUCGUCCUGGACCAUAUUCCGCUUGACGCGCUUCAGCCAGCGCAGGACGGCGCAGCGACGACGUCGAAUGUCGGUGACGUCCGCAGACUCUCGCGGUUACUACCGGAAAGGAACGGUAACCUACUCCACCACGGCAGCGCAUAGCAACAAUCGCACGAUCAGUGGAGACCGGAACGGCGUGAUUCUUGCACCAACCAGCUUCCACAGCCGCUUAUCUGACAUGUCCAUUCCGCAGCAAGUGGAUGGAGUUAGCUCACUUAACCGGAUACCCGAGGCCCGACCAUCACUGACCACUGCCAGUUCCAUUGAACCAGCCUCGGCAGCGCCAGACUCUCCGCAGUCUCCCCCACCAAUGAUCGGUGAGAUGCAGGAAAUCCGAAGACCCAAGAACUGGGUGCCCCUGGAAUCCGUUAAGAUGGGCCUGUCACGAGUGAAGUCGUUUGAGCAACGAGAAUCGGAAGGAAGACGCCUAUGAUGGGCUGCUGAAACUGGAGUACUUCUUUGUGGAGAUGAACAGUACCUGUGACCCCCAUGCCUGUGGCCUCUUUGUCCUCAUUCACAAUUUUUCUCAAUUUCAGAAUAUAUGCCGGUCUCAUAUUCUGUAUGUGGUCGACCUGUGGGUUGCGUGAAUCUGACGCUACCAACACUAGCUAUGUGUUCGGGCUCGGUUGAAUGUCUUUCUUUUUCCUUUUAUGUUACCUGAGAGCAAAUGUCAGACUGGUAUAGA
Messenger RNA from Sycon ciliatum, 5243 nucleotides. RefSeq lists its product as uncharacterized. Lineage: Eukaryota; Metazoa; Porifera; Calcarea; Leucosolenida; Sycettidae. The transcript has 14 exons. Gene Ontology annotation, molecular function: G protein-coupled receptor activity; calcium ion binding. Gene Ontology annotation, biological process: G protein-coupled receptor signaling pathway; cell surface receptor signaling pathway. The coding region runs from base 999 to 4991 and encodes 1330 amino acids. Gene Ontology annotation, cellular component: membrane. The record is from RefSeq and is a predicted model, not a curated record.